This is a messenger RNA of Oldenlandia corymbosa var. corymbosa, 3891 nucleotides long. Lineage: Eukaryota; Viridiplantae; Streptophyta; Magnoliopsida; Gentianales; Rubiaceae. The record is from the annotation of a GenBank genome assembly.
AUGGAGUUUACUAAUAGCUUAUAUCGAGCGAACAUUACUCAUGCAAGUAAUCCUAUUACUUACCGAAGUCUAGAAAAAUUUAGUAUCUUCCCUGGACAUUCAGGUAAAGGUAUUAAUCUAAAAUGUCUUGGUUUCCCGAGACUCUUGUCAAGAUCUGGCCAUGUGCAAGCGUUAAAACAUAGCAACUCUUGUUGUGGGACUAUAUCAAGAAGGAAGGUAUACAAUCUUUUGUGGCAUUAUGAUUCUUGUAAAUCAGCCAUCUAUCCACCUGGGAGUAGUGUUAAAACGUCAAAGGAAAGAAAAGCACAGUGUCAAGGAAAUGAUUCAAUAGCUUUUGUUGAUGCCAAUGGCAGAGAUGUGAAUCUGUCUGAAGGAGAGAAUGAUGAGAGCUUGAGGACAGAGACUAACAUCAGGGAUGAUUUGAGUAUUUUGAAAGAAGAAUCACAAGGAGAAGAUCAACCAAAUGUGCCCAGUUUAGAAGAAUUGCGAGAGUUGCUACAAAAAGCACUUAAGGAUUUGGAGGCUGCACAAAUCAAUAGCACGAUGUACGAGGAAAAAGCACAAAAAAUAUCCGAAGCUGCUAUUGCAUUAAAGGAUGAAGCAGUAAAAGCUUGGAAUGAUGUCACUGAUGUCCUUAAUUGCAUUCAAGAGGUAGUCAAUGAAGAGACAAUUGCCAAAGAAGCUGUUCAGAGAGCAACAUUAGCUCUUUCCCUGGCUGAGGCAAGGCUUCAGGUGGCAGUUGAUUCAGUAAGAACUUCUAAAGAAGGCCAAGGGCUGUUGGAAACUCGUACGGAAGCUAGUUCUGGUGAUGAAAAUGGAGGGGAAGAACAAAAUGCAUUUCAAAAGGAAGGUGAAAUACUCCUGCUUGCUCAACAAGAUAUAAGGGAAUGUCAGGAAAAUUUGACAAAUUGUGAGGAUGAAUUGAAGAAUUUGCAAAGCAGAAAAGAAGAAUUGCAAAAAGAAUUGGAUAGGUUGAAUGAAAUUGCUGAGAGAGCAGAACUAAGUGUUUCAAAAGCGGAAGAAGAUGUAGCAAAUAUAAUGCUUUUAGCAGAGCAAGCUGUUGCUUUUGAGCUCGAGGUUGCCCAGCGGGUAAGUGAUGCAGAAAUUGCCUUGCAGAGGGCAGAGAAGAAUCUGUCAAUUGGUGAAAUUGAUGGCUCGGACACCACAGUACUCCAGAGUGGAUCAACAUCUCCAGAAAUGAAUGAUGAGUCUAUCACGGAGGAAGGAACUGAAGGUACUUUUGUCAGUGUUGGUGACAGCAAAGAUGGGACCAUAGAUGACAAUAAAUCAUUUUACGAGACUCCAGCUGAUAGUCAACCUGAUACCUCCUAUCAAAAAUAUGAGAGUUCAUCUGAUGGAAUUGAUGAUGAUAACGAGAAAUAUAAUAUAGAUUUGAACAGAGAUUCUGAAAUAGAAGCAGAGAAGUUUAAAACUGCUCAAACAAAAAACCAGGAACCUCUGAAAGACCCAAGUGGCUCACCAUUGAAUACUCCAAAAGCAUUACUGAAAAAGUCUUCCCGAUUCUUUUCAGCCUCAUUUUUUUCUGCUGCUGAUGAAGAAUUUACACCUGCCUCAGUGUUCCGUGGUCUUCUGGAUUCAGCCAGGAAGCAAUUGCCUAAAUUGUUGGUUGGUUCAUUAGUUGUGGGAGCAGGAUUUGCAUUUUAUGUCAAGCGGGCAGACAGGAUUCCUCAGUUCUUCCAGCAGCCAGAUACCGUCGUUUCUAGUAUUGAUGAAGUUUCUAUCAAUGCAAGGCCUUUUGUUAGACAAUUACGUAAAGUGCCUCAAAAGAUUAAAAAGCUGAUGGAGAUGCUUCCUCAUCAAGAGGCAAUUCUUCAAAAUGCCUGUUACCAGUUUUCUUACUCCUGUUGCCACUUUUCUUCUCCCAUUUCGCUUAUAUCUGUUUUCCAUGCUUUUCAGGUCAAUGAGGAGGAAGCUUCGCUUUUCGACAUGCUGUGGUUGUUGCUAGCAAGUGUCAUAUUUGUACCGAUUUUCCAAAAAAUCCCUGGAGGCAGUCCGGUUCUUGGGUACCUUGCUGCUGGAAUUUUGAUUGGACCUUAUGGCCUUUCAAUCAUUCGUCAUGUGCACGGGACAAAGGCCAUAGCAGAAUUCGGAGUUGUGUUCUUGCUAUUCAAUAUUGGCCUUGAGCUUUCUGUUGAACGUUUAAGUUCCAUGAAGAAAUAUGUUUUCGGCUUGGGCUCUGCUCAGGUCUUGCUGACUGCUACAGUGGUUGGUUUGCUUGCUCAUUAUGGGGUUGGUCUGGCUGGUCCUGCUGCAAUUGUCAUAGGGAAUGGUCUGGCACUUUCGUCUACGGCCGUUGUCCUUCAGGUACUACAAGAACGAGGUGAAAGCACUUCACGCCAUGGACGAGCAACAUUCUCUGUUUUACUUUUUCAGGAUUUGGCUGUGGUGGUUUUGCUUAUUCUUAUACCUCUUAUUUCACCAAAUUCGUCUAAAGGAGGGAUUGGUUUUCAAGCGAUUGCUGAAGCCCUUGGAUUGGCUGCUGUGAAAGCUGUAGUUGCUAUUGCUGCGAUUAUUGCUGGGGGCCGCCUGUUGCUCCGUCCUAUUUACAAGCAAAUUGCUGAGAACCAGAAUGCAGAAAUAUUUUCUGCAAAUACUCUGCUUGUUAUUUUGGGGACUAGUCUCCUUACUGCUAGAGCUGGUUUGUCCAUGGCUUUGGGAGCCUUUUUGGCUGGUUUACUUCUUGCCGAAACUGAGUUUUCUCUGCAGGUUGAAUCAGAUAUUGCUCCAUAUCGUGGCCUUCUAUUGGGCCUUUUCUUCAUGACGGUUGGAAUGUCUAUUGAUCCUAAACUUCUUGUUUCAAACUUUCCUGUUAUAGCGGGGACAUUGGGACUUUUGAUUGCUGGAAAGACCAUAUUAGUCACUUUAGUUGGUAAACUGUUUGGGGUUUCAAUUAUUUCCGCUAUAAGAGUUGGGCUUCUGCUUGCUCCAGGAGGAGAGUUUGCUUUUGUUGCAUUUGGUGAAGCUGUUAAUCAGGGAAUAAUGUCUUCUCAGCUUUCCUCUUUGAUGUUUCUUGUGGUGGGUAUUUCCAUGGCCCUUACACCUUGGCUUGCUGCUGGUGGCCAGUUAAUAGCCUCUCGGUUUGAACUUCAUGAUGUGCGGAGCUUAUUGCCCGUGGAGAGUGAGACUGAUGAUCUGCAAGAUCAUAUAAUCAUAUGUGGAUUUGGACGUGUUGGACAGAUUAUUGCCCAACUUCUCUCAGAACGCCUAAUUCCAUUUGUUGCUCUGGAUGUGAGGAGUGAUCGAGUGACAUUUGGACGUCAACUUGACCUUCCUGUGUACUUUGGUGAUGCUGGUAGUCGGGAGGUUCUCCACAAAGUUGGUGCCGAAAGAGCCUGUGCUGCUGCCAUUACUUUGGAUACUCCUGGUGCAAAUUAUAGAACUGUUUGGGCUCUGAGCAAGUAUUUUCCUAAUGUGAAGACAUUUGUCCGAGCACAUGAUGUCGAUCAUGGGCUCAAUUUGGAAAAGGCUGGGGCAACAGCGGUUGUUCCUGAAACUUUGGAACCAAGUCUGCAGUUGGCUGCAGCUGUCCUUGCACAAGCUAAACUGCCUACGUCAGAGAUUGCAGCAACGAUUAAUGAGUUUAGGUCACGCCAUCUCUCUGAGCUCACCGAGCUAUGUGAAGCUAGUGGAAGUUCUCUUGGUUACGGAUUUAGCAGGGUCAUGAACAAGUCCAAGACGCAGCUAUCCGACUCUGACGAUAAUCAACUAAAGACUGAAAUGGGGUUGUAUUAUUUGCCCCAGAGGAGGGAACCCAAAAAACCAAGAGGGGACCUUUUAAUAGAAGACGAUGAAAGCAUGAAGAAUUGUAUAGCCUUGAUGACUCGUGGUUAUCCAUCUACCCCUGUUGUACAGAAUAUACCGCAACAGUAG